UAAUAUUAGCUUAGCUAGAUCCCAAAACCCUUAGGUUAAUUCAUUAUAGUAUAUUCUCUACCCCAUAAAAGAGAUCCAUGACCAGUGAGCUCUGUUUCACAAGUUUUUCUUAAUCUCUCUCUCUCCCUCUCGCUCUCUCUAUCUAUUUUCCCGUUGUGAAUUUUUGUUCGAUGAGGGAGAACACACACAUGGCUCAAUCCACAGACGAUCACCAUCAACAGAGACAUCAAAACUCAAUAACGAGUCUAAGCUCUAAACUUGCAAAGACAUGGAUCACCACCAAAGUCUUCAUCUUCGUACUCUUCUUUAUCUUCCUUAGUGCUUCUGUCUCUUGGAUGUAUACGUUUCUAUUAGGUGAGAAUCCAUUCCAAGUAACAUCAAUAUUCACAAGAAACACCAAGGAAAGCCCUACCACAGCAACAAAAACAAUUACAGAUAUCCCCAAGAUCAUUAUCAAGAUCCCAUUGAACUGCACAUCACUCAACAGCACCACAACACAGACAUGUCCUACAAAUUACCCAACCAAGUUCGAACCAGCCAUCUCUUCCUCGGAGACAUGUCCCGACUACUUCAGGUGGAUCCACCGGGACUUAAAGGUAUGGCAAAAGACAGGGAUCACAAGGGAAACACUAGAGAAAGCAAGACCCAAUGCUCACUUCAGGCUAGUGAUAAAGUCAGGGAGAUUAUACGUUCAUCAAUACGAGAAAGCAUUCCAAACAAGAGAUGUGUUCACAAUAUGGGGGAUACUUCAGCUUCUAAGGAUGUAUCCUGGUCAAAUCCCUGACCUUGAGCUUCUCUUCCUCUGCCAUGAUAGACCCGCCAUCUGGAAAAAAGACUUUAACAAAAAAAGUAAGGACACGUGGCCUCCUCCGCCGUUGUUUCACUACUGUGGUCACCGGGACGCAUACGACAUCGUUUUCCCUGAUUGGAGCUUCUGGGGAUGGCCUGAGCUUAACAUAAAGGAGUGGAAUAAGUUAUCUGUGGCACUAAAAGGAGGGAACAAAAGGGUGAAAUGGGAAGAUAGAGUUCCCUACGCUUAUUGGAAAGGAAACCCUGAUGUUUCUUAUAUUAGAGGUGAUCUUAUGAAAUGUAACUUCUCCGACAAGUAUGAUCCUAUGGUUCGUCUCUAUGUCCAGAAUUGGAGGAGUGAGAUAGAGGCCGGGUUUAGAGGAUCGAACCUAGAAGACCAAUGCACUCACAGAUAUAAGAUCUACAUAGAAGGCAAUGCAUGGUCGGUGAGCGAAAAGUAUAUACUCUCGUGUGAUAGUAUGACUCUGUUGGUUAAACCAGAGUACUACGAUUUUUUCGUUCGGAGUAUGGUUCCAAUGAAGCAUUACUGGCCCAUUAGACCAAACAACAAAUGUGGUGACCUCAAAUUCGCUGUUGAAUGGGGUAAUAACAACACGGAAAAGGCACAAAUCAUAGGGAGACAAGGAAGUGAGUACGUGAUGAAGAACUUAGAGAUGAAGUAUGUGUAUGAUUACAUGUUGUAUGUGUUGCAAGGCUAUGGAAAACUGAUGAAGUUGGAUGUGACAGUGCCUGAAAAUGCGACAGAAGUGUGUUCUGAGACAAUGGCUUGUCCAAUCACUGAUGGUGGUCUGAUCAGGCAGUGCAUGGACGACUCCUUGGUUAUGUCUCCAAGCGUCAAGGCUGCCUGCGAUUUGCCUCCUCCUUAUAGAGAUUAUGAGCUCAAGAAGCUUCUUAAGAAACAAGUACGUGCAGAAAAAAAAGUUGAGAAGUCAACCGAUGAGUACUGGAACUUGAGAGGUCCAAACUAAGAUUGAUAUUUUUAACAGAGUGAGAAAUAUAGCUGUAAAAGCCUGGUUUAAUUUGUAUGAAAAUACUAAAGAUAAUCCAAUUUAGCCAAUUGACUAAUAUAAUGUGUGGUGUCUUUU
This is a messenger RNA of Capsella rubella, 1895 nucleotides long. RefSeq names its product O-glucosyltransferase rumi homolog. The transcript is spliced from 6 exons. Bases 171 to 1778 code for a protein of 535 amino acids. NCBI's taxonomy places the organism in Eukaryota, Viridiplantae, Streptophyta, Magnoliopsida, Brassicales, Brassicaceae. The record is from RefSeq and is a predicted model, not a curated record.